AUGGACUCUCUCCAGGUCAACGACCCACGGUCGCGUGGGCGAUCCAAGUCCCCCAGCGGCCGGACCCGUGAUCGUUCCACGUCUCGCCAGCCAUCUGUUGGCCCCGAUCCCGCGAGAAAAAGCAAUUUUCUAUCCGCCGACCCCACGGACGAGAAGGCGAGCACGAGGUCCAGAAGUCGCGGCGCCAGCCCUCUACGCGGCUACCGCAAGACGUCCCGCUACGACUCCGAUUCGGAGCACGAGCGUGAUCGCCAGCGCGAGCGCGAACGCGAGGUCAGAGAUUAUACGCGCUCACGGACUGAUCGAGACUAUUACCUCUCCGAUUCUGGGGAUGGUCGUGAUGCGACGAAACGGAGCAGCCAGCGGUAUUCUCAGCCGCCGCCGCGGAGGUCUGCGCAGCUUGAUACGUAUUCGGAUGAGGACAUUUAUUCGGACUCGGAUGACGAUUUGGCCUAUGGCGAUGUCCCUGGGAGUUUGGAACGUGGGUAUUAUGGACACAAGGGCAGUUCUAGUGCCUCGCGGCCCCUUGCGGAAAAGCCGCUCAUGACGGGAGCGCUCAACCCUGGAACCAGCCCGAGGCAUAGUCCCAGGCACAGCGCAGAGGCAGUGAGUGGCUAUUCCAAGUAUGCUUCUGGCCAGCCUGCGUACUCGGGACCGCCCUCUUCGCAGCCGCAAGCUACCUGGGCUGCUGUCCCAGAUUGUGAGAAACCGGGCUAUGUGCCACCGACAACAGGAGGGGAAUCAAUGCCUGGGGCGUUUCCGACUACGACGUCAGCACCACCUACGACGCAGUAUGCAAGCCCGAGUACUGCACAGAAUCCGUAUACACAGUGGAAUACGCAGCCCCCGAUGUCUGGCGCACCAUAUGCUCCUCCCGUGAGCGCUGCGAGCCAUCAACGCAGCGCAUCCGGAGAUCCCAACCUCUAUGCGCAACCGGCUGCUUUCCAGUAUGCGCAAAUUGAUCCCAAUGUGCGGUAUUCCGCCAAGCCCGCGACGGCAAGCACGUAUUCGACACCUUCAAAGCCCGCUGUACAGACCAGCGAGGGUCAGUACGGCGGAGUCAGGUACACUACAGCUCCUCAGCACUCGACUACUGCUACAAGUGGACACCAGUUUGUCGAGAUUGCACCGGGAAGUCGACACACGCGUCCGCAUAGUCUCAGCGUUUCGACUGGCAACAGCUUAGGUGUUGGAGGCCCUGACCCUCACAACCCACCACCUGCCAGCCCGUUGCUUGAGGCGUACAAAGGGACCUACCAAAGCAUAUCUCCUAUGCCGUCACCGAUCCUCAUAGCACCUAGAGACGAAGACAUCUCCGACUUCGAGCCGCUGGACAACAGCACGGAUAGCGAACGGCGAAGAAGGCGUAAGUCGAGGAAAUCCAAAGACGAGGUAGGCCUAAAGGAGCCUACGGGCGAUCGCUCCAAACGAGGGAGCAGCCGUAUACGACAUGGCCGCCACGAUUCCAAAGACUCCAGGGGCGGCGGCCGCGACUCUCUCGCUAUGAUACCCUCUAGCAGCGACCGACGAAAGGAGGUAUCAUUCUACGACGCCACAGACGACGCCCUAGCACUCCGCGACGCGCUCUCCCACGCCCGAAACAUCGACACAAAAACUUUAACCCAGAUCCUCCCCCACCUAACAAAUCACGAGAUGCUCGACCUCCGAAAAGAAUACAAGAAGCACGUCAAAAUCCACGGCAAGGGCGUCAACCUCGCCAAGCACAUCCGCGUCAAGCUGGGCAACAGCUCCUUCGGCAAAGUCUGCUACGCAACUGCCCUUGGCCGCUGGGAGUCCGAGGCCUUCUGGGCAAACUGCUACUACCAAUCCGGCUCGUCCCGCCGCGAACUCCUCAUCGAGUCCCUCUUCGGCCGCAGCAACGGCGAGAUGCGCGAGAUCAAGGAGUCUUUCAAGGACUCGCGGUACGUCGACAGCUUGGAGAAGUGCAUGAAGGCCGAGCUGAAAGCCGAUAAAUUCCGCACGGCGGUUCUGCUUGCUCUCGAGGAGAGCAGGCAGAGCGAGCGCGAUACCGUCGAUGCGGAGCUCGUCCAUCGCGACGUCCAGGCUCUCCAUGCAGCUCUCGUUUCACGGAACGGUGGCGAGACGGCAAUGAUUUAUAUUAUUGUGCGCCGGAGCGACUCGCAUCUACGAGAGGUCCUCCGUGCCUACGAGAAGAUCUACCAGCGGAACUUUGCGCGGGAGAUGAUUCAGAAGUCGCAGAAUCUUGUUGGCGAAACCCUAGCGCAUAUUCUCAACGGAGCAAUCAACCGGCCUAUGCGCGACGCCUUGCUUCUACAUCAGGCUCUUCGGGAGUCAAGGUCCGGUAGGGAGAGGUCGGAGUUGUUGAUCUCUCGGCUCGUUCGUCUCCAUUGGGAACCGAGGCAUCUUGAAAAUGUCAAGGUCGAGUAUCGGCGCCGGUAUGGAGAGCGCCUGGAGGAGGCUAUUGCGGAGGAAAUUCUACCGAGUAGUGGGGGAAGUGAGUGGGGGGAGUUCUGUAUUCAGCUGGCGCAGAGCUCAAAGACGCAUGCUGCGAAGGGUUGA
Aspergillus mulundensis is the source of this 2541-nucleotide messenger RNA. It is a transcript of the gene anxc4, whose product is annotated as annexin ANXC4. Gene Ontology annotation, cellular component: cytoplasm. The transcript has 2 exons. The record is from RefSeq and is a predicted model, not a curated record. Bases 1 to 2541 code for a protein of 846 amino acids. NCBI's taxonomy places the organism in Eukaryota, Fungi, Ascomycota, Eurotiomycetes, Eurotiales, Aspergillaceae. Gene Ontology annotation, molecular function: calcium ion binding; calcium-dependent phospholipid binding.